AUGUCUCAUCCACUUGCGAUUCUGUCCAUCGAGGAGACAAAUUUGGCCCGCGAUGUGGUCAAAUCUGUCCACCCCGACGUAGUCAUUGACUUUCGGGAGAUCUUCUUGCAGGAGCCACCGAAGGAACAACUGGUGGAGUUUCUCGCCAUCGAACACGCUGGACGCCUAAGUCCUACCACUCCUCGUCCUCCGCGUCUGGCGCUCUGUCAAUACGAUGUGAUCGGGUCCGAUCGCAUUCCCCAAUUUCAUGAGUCAGUUAUUGACGUGGUUUCUCGGUCGCGUGUUAAACACACCGUAGUGGGGAAAGAGCACCAUGCCAGUUUGACUCUGAGCGAGUUUGAUGUCCUCGUCGACCGGUGCAUGCAGUCACCGCUCUUCCAAAAAGCCCUGUCCGAAUUCGAUCUUCCAACCGGAUUCGAAGUUGUCAUUGAGCCGUGGCCCUAUGGGGGGUUGGAUCACACCGAUGAGAACAGACGUUUCUUCCAAGGCCUUUGCUUUGCCCAAGAUAAGCGGAAUGGGAACGAAGACUCUAACUUUUAUUCCUUCCCGCUGCCUAUCAUCCCAGUCAUGGAUGCGCACACCCAGGAGAUCAUCCGCGUGGAUCGACCUGCCACGGGCGGAAAAGGCGAUGGACUUCUGGAACAAACUUUCAAGCGGGAUAUCAUUGGGCACUGCAAGCCAUCCGAAUACGUGCCGGAGCUCAUGCCAGAGGGAACUCGCAAGGAUCUCAAGCCACUAAAUGUCGUCCAACCGGAGGGCCCAUCAUUCCGCGUCACAAAUGAAUCACUGGUUGAAUGGCAGAAAUGGCGGUUCCGUGUCGCCUUCAACCCGCGGGAGGGCGCUACGAUCCACGACCUGUCCUACGAUGGCCGCAGCGUCAUGCACCGAUUGGCGAUCAGCGAAAUGACCGUUCCUUAUGCAGACCCUCGCCCACCAUUCCACCGCAAGCAGGCAUUUGACUUUGGCGACGGCGGUGGUGGAAACAUGGCCAACAACCUCUCUCUGGGCUGCGAUUGCCUGGGAGUAAUCAAGUACUUCGAUGCCAUCAUAACGCAGGCCGACGGAACUGCCCAAAAGCUCCCCAAUGCAAUUUGUCUUCAUGAACAGGAUAAUGGCAUUGGUUGGAAACACUCCAACUGGCGCACUGGUCGCGCUGUCGUUACGCGUAAUCGCGAGCUGGUGGUUCAGUUUAUCAUUACCCUGGCGAAUUACGAGUACAUUUUCGCUUACAAGUUUGACCAAUCUGGAGGUAUUGUUGUCGAGGCUCGCGCGACCGGUAUCCUGAACGUCGUGAAUAUCGAUGCAGGCAAGGUCAGCGAAUACGGUAAUGUUGUCUCUGGUGGUGUGCUAGCACAGAACCAUCAACACAUCUUCAAUGUCCGGAUUGACCCUGCCAUUGAUGGACAAAACAACUCUGUGGUCGUGGAAGAAUCCCAUCCCGUCCCCAUGAAUGCGGUCACAAAUCCCAACGGAAACUUCUAUCAGGUCACUAAGCAGACGGUCGAGCGGGCAUCCUGGAUUGAUGCCGCUCCCCAGUUGAAUCGCACGAUCAAAAUGAUCAACCCUAACAAGAAAAACCCCAUCAGUGGCAACCCGGUGGGAUACAAGUUCAUUCCACAGGCGACUCAGAACCUCCUCGCCGAUCCGGAAUCUGUGCAAGCGCGGCGUGCCCAGUUCGCACAGCACCACGUGUGGGUGACGAAGCACCGUGACGGAGAACUCUACGCUGGUGGCCGGUAUACAUUGCAGAGUCAAACGGAAGUUGAAGGUGUUGCAGACGCAGUGCGUCGUGGAGACUCCGUGGUUGACACUGAUGUGGUGGUCUGGAACUCCUUUGGAAUCACUCACAACCCACGGGUAGAGGAUUGGCCUGUCAUGCCCGUCGAGAUAUUCCAGCUUAUGAUCCGACCCGCGGACUUCUUCGUGGCUAAUCCUUCGAUUGACGUGCCAUCCAACAAGAAUGGGUCAUCACGUCUUGCGGAUGCGGAAUGCUGCAGAAAAUCCCAUAUUUGA
Penicillium olsonii is the source of this 2013-nucleotide messenger RNA. Lineage: Eukaryota; Fungi; Ascomycota; Eurotiomycetes; Eurotiales; Aspergillaceae. The record is from the annotation of a GenBank genome assembly.